Molecule: messenger RNA, 5056 nt
Organism: Corythoichthys intestinalis (scribbled pipefish)
Lineage: Eukaryota; Metazoa; Chordata; Actinopteri; Syngnathiformes; Syngnathidae
Gene: fkrp
Product: fukutin related protein
Exons: 2
Coding region: 377-1975 (532 amino acids)
Biological process (GO): protein O-linked glycosylation via mannose
Cellular component (GO): Golgi apparatus
Source: RefSeq, a predicted model, not a curated record
AUUACGUUGGUGAAUGUUGCUACGCUGAAGCAGGAAAGCUAGCCUUUUAGCUAAAUGCUAAACACUGGGCUGUCUACAUUUCCCGCAUGCACGAAUGUUUAUUUACGUUUUGCUUUUUCGUGUAUUAUACGUCUACAAUGCAACGCAAUUCGCAUCCUCGUUCUUACCAAGUUGGCCCAAAGAGGAAGAUCAUUUGUAGUAAUUUUGAUAGCUCUAGUCCCGAAGGAAUGCCCUGCGUUCUAAAAAUGAAUGUAAAGAAGAAAUAAUGACUGCAUUCACCUGCUGUUUGAAACCUUGAAUGCCUGUUUAGUGACACCAAUGGGGACUUAAAGGCGGGAGUUCUUCAUUGGAACAGUACUGGAAGUUCUUAGCGACCAUGAGGAUCACUUUAUGCCAAGGUGUGUUGACCGGGGCCAUAGUCCUCAACCUCCUCAUCCUCUACUAUGUUUCCCGAGCCCAGCAGCAAAUGAUGGAGAGGAGGAAAGAGCACGGUAGGGCCUCCAAGAGGACUGCCCUACCUGUCUCCGCUCUAGGGGGAGGCAUGGCAGGACCCGUCAGGCCUGGCAGUGAGCCCGUAGCAGUUGUGGCUGGGUCAAGUAAUCGUAGUCCGCGCGUGACUGUGCUCCUUCGGGAGUUUGAAAACUUUGAGAACUACGUCGGGGAUGUCGCCAAUUCCUUCCUCAGACAAAGACCUGAGCUUCCUUUCCUGGUCGUGGCCGACACACCUCCAUACCCACCUCUGGUGCUUCCUGACGGCUCUCGCCUCCUGGUGCUCAAUCCAAGCCCAGACCAGCCGCCGCAAGCACACAGGCCAGAGUUUCACGUCCAAACAGAGUUUGUUCUUCUCGUUCCGGACGGCGUGGAGCUGGAGCCGCCCCGAGCUAUGGAGAGAUUGAUUAAAGAGCUGGAAGGUGAGGGCGGCGGUCCAGUGAGGCUUGUGGCUUCACCCGUACUGGUUCGAUCUGCCGUGCAGUGUCUCCACUUGCGGGUGAACCUCCGCGAGUGGACUGCCACUUAUUCUACGGCCAUGUCCGGGAGUAGCGGCAGCGUGUGCACGGCAUUGCAAGGCGAUGCCGUGGUGCUCAUCCGUGCAGAGGAUCUAUUCAAUCUCUCUGUACCGCUGGGCCGCCCCCUUUUUUCCUCACUCUUCAUCCAGACCACACUAAGGGGCUGGAAGGUGAAACUCCUGGAGAGUCCGUGUUUCUCUGCCAAUCACCGGCCCCUCUUCAGCUCUGCUCACAACCAGUGGAAGGCUGACACCCGACUGAAGGAGUCCACGGGGAAGCUGAUGAGGAGCUUCGGUCUGAAGCGUCUUCUGCUACCCGAUGGAAAAGAACAGUGGCACGGCUGCAGCAAGGAGACACCUCGCUGCUUCGGCACAGUGCAGGACGAUACGCCGGACUACCUCUAUCUGGAUCGCUGGACACCACCGUGUUGUCUGCGCGCACUCAGAGAAACUGCCAAAUACGUCAUCAACAUCCUAGAGAGUUCCGGGGUGCGCUACUGGCUGGAAGGUGGGACUUUGCUAGGCGCCGUCCGUCACCAGGACAUCAUCCCAUGGGAUUACGACAUAGACCUGGGAAUCUACCUGGAGGAUGUACCAAACUGCGAUCACUUGAAGAACCUAGACUCGGGCUCGCUUGUGGACGCUAACGGAUAUGUGUGGGAACGUGCGGUGGAAGGCGACUUCUACAGGGUGCAGUACAGCGAGGCCAACCACCUGCAUGUGGAUCUAUGGCCCUUCUACUCCCGCAACGGGGUCAUGACCAAAGACACGUGGACAGAGCACAAGCAGGACGUGGAGUUUCCCGAACACUUCCUCCAGCCGCUCGUGCCCAUGCUCUUCGCAGGCAUCAAUGCCUACGGUCCGAAUAACCACCGCUCAUUCUUGGAACUCAAAUUCGGUGAAGGGGUUGUGGAGAACCCCCAAUAUCCAAACCCUGCUAAGAAAAGAUUGGACCGUGCCAAAUUAUGAGAACAUAUGUUUGUAUGCUAAGAUCAGAGGUGGGUAGUAACGCGUUACAUUUAUUUACUCAGUUAUAUUUAGUUGAGUAAUUUUUUGAGAAGGAGUACUUUUGCCACGCAAUACUUUUUACUUGAGUAAAUUUGUGAAGAAGAAACACUACUCUUACUCCGAUACUUUGGGCUACACGAGUCGUUAAUUUUUUCCUCUUAAUUCUAAAUAAUGGCUUUAUUUCUGCCAAAGACGCCGACAGUGGCUGUCUCACUUUCACCAAUGAGACAUUGCAACAAUAACCACAUGACUCCAUUAUACCAAUCAGAGGUAACAAUGUUUUCCUCUACUAGAGGGCGCUCAUGCUCUAUGGGCGAGUGAUGUUUCAAGUGUUGUUCUGGUCCGAAUUUGAGGAUUUUUGUGUCAUCAUUUUGGCCUUAUAUAGUCAUGUAAUAUUUAGGGGUGUGACAAAAUAUCGAAAUGGUGAUAUAUCGUGAUACUUUGUAUCACAAAAGGUUAUCGAUAUGAUCCUGCCAAGAAUGGAGAUAUCGUUUUAAAAAGGUGUCAACGUCUAAAAAAUAAAAAGGAACCAACAAGUUGCUACAUAAAUCUUCCACCAUAAUAGUAUCUCAGUUAACUCUAAGGCUGCAUUGACGGUGCACUACGCCGAAUCCAUUUAGACUGGGAACGUUCGUUCAUUUGAAACCAGAGCAUUCACAGUCAUUCUGUCCGAUUUUUAGGGCAUUUACUGUUGAGUUUGAGUCACUGCUUAUUCAUUUGGGUGAUUCCCAUGUCAGUUCCUGUUCUGUAACUCAAAAUAAACAGGAAGUGACCCGUAAAAUACCCCAAAAUCAAUAGGAAGUACCGUAACUGAAAAUCAACAGGUAAAUUACCUUAAAUACCCAAAAUUAACUCAUUGCCUGGCAUUGGUUGCCGCUUACGGCCAUAGACGUUCAAUCCAUUUGAAGUGGGAGGGUGGCAGCGAGUGAUAAACUCAUUCCAAUUCACAGCAGAAGCUUGUUUUUAUGUUUAUUAGUUUUUUGUAGAAUAUCCUAGAAUGAUUUCCUGACCAAUGUAUCGAUAAUCGUUGUAUCGCCAUAUCGUCAGAUGAUCGUUAUCGUGAGCUUUGUAUCGCAAAUCAUAUCGUAUCGUGAGGUACCAAGAGGUUCCCACUCCUAGUAAUAGUACAGUAUAAUAAUAACAGUUCAUAUAGAUGAAGUGCUGAGGAAGAAAUAUACUUUUUUUUUUUUUUUUAAUCAGACAUUGUCAGCUGUUACUCACAAUGCUACUCAUUACUUGAGUAUUCUUUCAACGAAUACUUUUUUACUUGUCCUUGAGUGACAUUUUGGAUGACCAUUACUUUUACUUGAGCAAUGCUAUUUAGAAGUAACGCUACUCUUAGAUAAGUAUAAUUUUUGGCUACUCUACCCACCACUGGCCAAGGUAUAUAGCUCAAGGGUGUACUCGCACUAGGCUUUAGCACUCUGGAAAAGUCUCAUACCUUUGGAUAGCGUGGGCAUAUAAUCAAGUUUGGUACCAUUCAACUCGUAACACUACAUGAUCAUGAUCGCCGUCCAUAGUCAUUAGACAUUUCUUCAUUACUGCACCGCAUUCCAAAUGAUUUUUUUGUUUGUUUAUGCAAAUUACAUUUUGUUGGCAGGAAACAAUUGAUUUUUCUGGAAUCAAAUACCAAGAAUUAAUUGGCAUUUUCAGGGUCCCAGAAUGUGUUAAAAUGACCUCUUCCACUUUCUUCCAUGAUACAAAAACUUUUUUUUUUUUUUUUUAAUUAAUUUUACUUAUGUAUUUUUUGGUAGUAAAACCAUCGUCUUGACAAAUGACAAUUUUCCUCCCCUGACCUCAAAUGAGCCGGAGGCUUUUUUGGCAUCCGUCAAAGAAAUUCAAUCAAAUCAGUUGAGCUACCGUAUUGGCCCGAAUAUAAGACGGCCCUGAUUAUAUGACGACCCCUCUUUUUCAAGACUCAAAUUUGAAAAAAAGACUUUUUGAACACCAAAUUUUUAUACAGAAAAUAAUUACAGUACAUCUGAAACAUGAUUAUAACAAUAUAUUUGAGAGAGAAAAAGCAUGUUAUUUUAGCCUCAUUCAAAUCUUAAUAUCCGAACAUUUAAAUGUGUAAACUAAAGUGCAAUCACAUUCGUAAAUUAAUGGCUUCUGGUUUUUGAAAUGUAAAUAAACCAAUCUAUUGUGAUAAAACAACAAAAUUGCAAUGACUGCAUUAACCAUCAAAGUAAAGUCUAACUGUAACUGUAGUCUUGAAACAAAUAUGAAUAAGGAAAAACAUUGCAAUAAAAUAAUGCAAACUGGUUAAAUUUGAGAGUAGCUGAGAUCUGUCAUGACAGAACAUCGCAAUGAUAUCUGGCGCCAUCUAGCGUCAUGAAUGGGUAAAACGUCUAGACCGCGAAUAUAAGACAACCCCCCACCUUUUCAGUCUUAUUUCAAUGCAAAAAACACUGUUUUAUAUUCGGGCCAAUGCGGUAAAUGUUUUAAUCUAUUACCAACUAUAAAAUAUUUUGGGAGUGGUCAGUGUAACAGUUUGAAACUGCAUUUAUCACUGAAAAUAUUUUAUAGUUUAAAAGUUGAUUACUUGAAAAUCAUCCUGUCAUUUGCAUUAAUUACAAUUUUUGUUUUUUAAUAAUGCAUAUUUAUUUGGAAGGCGGCAUAAUACUGACACUGGACUGAUUUUUUUUUUUUUUUUUUUUUUGCUGUAACAUUAUUUUACAAUAUGGUUUACAAUACUGUGUGUUUAUUAAGGUGUACGUGUUGUACAACUGUUUACUAUUUUGGGUGCAUUCCUGCUGAUUUGUUCUGCCAACACAGCAUGUAAACUACUGUAUGGUUUUGCCCCUAUGUCUUUGUUGUGGCUUUUAUCUCACCGUUGCCUUGUUUUGCACUGAUUUUGUUCAGCAUAGUUUUUUGCACACUUGAAUGUCAUUGUAAUGUAGCGUUUCCAUUAGGUGACCUGAAUCGUACUUGCUGUUUUAUGGAGAAAAUAAACAUUAUACUUGCUGACGCCUUUUAGUCACGAGAUCUCAAAUCUUCUGCACUGUGUAAUUGUAGUCACACUUGCUCUUGAACACGAGGUGG